UAAGCUUGAAAAUAUGGCUCAUCUUCAGGAUGGCAAAUGGUCUUGGCUCGUCUGUUUAUCAGCUACAAUGUCAUGGUUUGCAGCAAUGGGCUUUGUGUUUAGCUUUGGAAUCUUCUUUCCUGUAUUCAUGGAUUAUUUCAAAGAAUCAAGGGAAAAAACAGGUAUUGUACCAUAGCCAAGUAAUUUAAAAAAAAUCCGAAAAAUAUUUGACGUUAGAAGUUAGAGCACCAGGCCGGAUAGAGGUUUAUCUGCCAUGUAGAGUACGUUUGGAGAUCAGAUGCACCGUUUCCUUGACCAGAAACGCGUAGACUACCGGCUAAAUGGAUGAUUCCAAUAAAGCAUUUGGAAAAACAAACUGUAAACACAUCGAACUUAACCCAUUCCCGCAAGUUGUGUUUAAUAAGGUCACGGCUGAUUAAGAUAGCUAAAGGUGUCAAGUUCCAAUAAAGUAAGGUAAAAAGGGUAAUGAUCAGAAAAAUAAAAAUAAAAAACAGAUUACGGAGAAAAAGGGGUGAAUGAAGGUUGACGUGAUCCUUUGUUCCUCUGGGAUUUUCCCUUUGAAAAUUUCUCUGACUCUGAUUGUUUUCCUCGGCCAAAUAAACCGAGGUUUUAAAAAGGUUGCGUAAAGAUAUCAAUCACUUUAAUUUGGUUCGAUUACCAGAUGGGCAACUGUAACUAAUCGAUUAUCUGGUUGACGAGAAAGGGUUAAUUGAGCCUAUUAAUUUCCACUCUGAUUUAACUCUCGACCUUGCGCUGGGGAUCUUAAUUACUUAAUUCACUUCAUUUUUAUUAUUUUUUUUCCCUGCAAGUGUGCGUGAAUGAUUGAUUGAUUUUUUUAAACUUUAUUUAGACGACUUCGGAAUGUCUUGUACGGUGUUUGAUAAGGUUUUUCCAGGGGGUUUUAAAGACUACGCUAGUUUUGGCUUGUAACAGUGCGAGAGGAGCCAGAGGGUUUUGUUUUUGUCGUGAGGUAUUUUGUUUUUGCCGUGAGGUUUUCGGUUUUGCCGUGAGGUAUUUUGUUUUUGCCCUGAGGUUUUUGGUUUUGCCGUGACAGUUGUGGGUCACCGUAGGUCCACAAAUUUUCGAAUCAGAACUUUUCUCCUCACAAACACAGUGUUUGCAGUGUGGUGAUACAAUGAGCCUGGGUUAGCUGUGAUUUUAUCAAUUUCUUAAUUUCCUGUGCCCUAUUUAUAGUACGAAUAGACUAUAAGUCACGCGCUUAAUUUGUGUAUACACUCUUUUUUUUCUAUAAGAAUAUAUUUUAUAAGAAUAUCAAGGCUGAAAUUUGCGAAAUCUUAAGAAUACUUUAAGAAUAAAUUCCAGGCUGAGAUUUUGAAAAGGAUAUAAUUUCGUGUGGUGAAAAUCUGUAAACACAAUACAAAUAUACCUUUUCAAUUUAUUCCUUUCUUUAAACGGCAAAACUAGCUAACUAUAUUUAACAAACCUAUUAUUGAUACCUUAAUAUAUUCUAAUUCGGAAAUGUCAUAAGCUAUUAUUAAGAAUAAUACAAGAAUAUUUACAGCCUAAAAUCGGCGGAAAAAUAAGAAUAUUCAGCCUGGCCCUGGAAAACAACAUUCUUAUAAAAAAAAAAGAGUGUAUCCGACUGAGAGUGACCCCUAACCUUUCUAUGUAUCAUCACGACAUUCGGUUUAGUAGACAAAGAGAUCAACAAAGUUCCACCUGUGAUACACAGACCACGGCAAAACCAAAGACCUCACGACAAAAACAAAUACUUCACAGCAAAAGCCAAAUAACUCACGGCAAAAGCAAAUACCCACGGCAAAACCAAAGCUAUUUUGUUUUUGCUGUGAAGUAUUUGGUUUUGCCGUGAGGUUUUUGGUUUUGCCGUGAGGUAUUUUGUUUUUGCCGUGACGUUUUUGGUUUUGCCGUCCCGUGACAGUUGUGGGCCACCAUAGUGGACUGAUCCACCCUGCAGUCAAUUGCUGCUGUGCUAACUUAACUGCCCACACGAAGUUUCAGGAUUCCUCUGGUCUGAUUUCCUGAAAUUCCGUGCCAGAGCAUUACACGAUCGGAACUUCUCUCUGAUUUAGGUUAACCUAAGCCGGAUUUCAUCAGCCUUGUUAGUCCUCUUUGUGUCGCAGGGAGGCCGGGGAGAGGCAAAAAGAAAUCACGAGGGGGACGAUGGGAAGAGGAAGUUCCCUCUUCCCAUCGUACCUCGCGCGCUUAAUGCUAUUUUUUACUGGGAUACCCAGGGGAAGUCUGUAAGGAAGAGAGAGCCAGCCUUUUGCGUUGGGCUUUCCCGUUUUCGCACGAACCUUUCUAACACCAUUGCAAAGUAGAGGGCCCCUUGGCAUAUAGUAUUUUAUUUUUUAAAAAGAAUUAACCACAAUCUUGUUUUAGCGUAAGGGUGAAAAACUAAUUUCACAUUCAGUGUUUUAUAGAUCGUCAAAAACCGCCAAAAUGUUGUUUUAGUAACACUGUCUGAAAAAAAAGAGCACACUGCAAUCAUGUCUUUUUUUUCGCGCGCUUGCAAUUUUACUUAGUUUCACAGAUUUUAGAAUAAUAUAACAACUUCUUGUCCGACAACUAUACCUUAUAGGCAUAAUAUUAAAUGUUACAAGCAACAGAAAUGAACUUUGAAACUGUCAGGCAGUUCGUACUGUUUGAAUUCUGAUAAAUUUUGUGAACGGUCCUUUAAGUGUUCGGCUAGGUAAUCCGGAUAAACGUACGCGCGUUUUGUACCCUAAAUCGCGACGAUUCGCGCACGAUGAUUGGAUUAUAAGGACGAGGAAUUCAUCACGAAGUUACAUAUUACCAUAGCUCGGUGUUCAGAAUGAGCUGUCGAGUCCCUUUAUACUGUUUAAUAGGGACGCCUAGAUAUGGCUGAUGAUGCAUCAUGUGUGGCUUAUUACUAGUUGUGUUUAAGCCGAAACUUCUAUCUAAAUGUAGCUUUUAACGUUACUGUUGUUGUUUCUCUUUAAUGCAGCUUGGAUAGGCUCUCUUGCCAUAGCGCUUAUCUUUUUUGCUGGACAUUUGUCGGGAGCCCUGGUUAAGCGAUUUGGCUGUCGCUUCACCACCUUGCUGGGGGGAUUUCUCUGUACAUUAAGCCUUGGCCUCUCCUCCCUGGCACAAAACAUCCUCCAUUUGUAUCUAACCUACAGUGUUCUGUAUGGCCUGGGAACUAGCUGUGCUUUUUCUUCGAGCCUCGUUAUCAUCAGCAAGUACUUCAAAGUGAGGCGUUCCUUGGCGCUUGGAAUCGUUAUGUUGGGGCAAGGCGGAGGGGUCCUUAUAUGGAGCCCUCUUUUGCAGAAAAUGAUAGACGAGUUUGGCUGGCGUACCACGUACCGAAUAAUGACCGGGGUAGUUCCAGUACUGUUCUUGUUUGGCAUAACAUACAGUCCUAACGUAGAAAGUGAAGAAGUAGAUACAAGUCAAACGGCUGUGGAGGAGAAGAAAAAAGGUUGCCAUAUUGAUGUAUCUGUGUGGAAAGAGCCCAAGUUUGUGGCCGUUUGUAUAUCGGCAUCAGUGAUGAUGUUUGGCCACUAUGUGCCACAGAUUCACUUGGUAAGCUUCAUCGAUAAUGUUAAAGAAUAAUAUAUUGCUUCUCCCGAGCCUUAAUGCGACUGAAACUAUUUAAUAACAAUCGCCGCUAUUUCGUUUACAAUCAUGUUUUUUCCGGGUGUCCUCGCUGGGUGCAGUGGAUCCUUUACGCUGGAAAUGUCCUGUCCGCUCUGUGAUUGCCUGUUUUAAUUGUGAGACACAGAAACUCAACUUCAACUUUUCAGUAACUGUCAAAGUCGCUUUUAAUUGAACUUUGUGAAGUUUCCAAGUUUCACAGCAAACGUUUCUUUUGUUUGAGCAUUUUUUUUCACCAGAUAAAACAGAGGCUUUACAAUGUAGAAAAUGAAACCGCAUGUAACCGUGCAUUAGUGAAUGCAACCGCAGUUAAUGAUUUGUCGCAAGCAGUAUAAGAAUAUAAAUUUUUCGUUGGUCAGUCAGUUUUCAAAGUACCUUUGACCUGGGUGUUCAUUUUAAAUUUGGAAAUGACUUUCAGUCACGCGCAAAUAGUUAUUAUUUUUUUCAUGAAUAGUUGUGCAGUCGGCCAUUUUGAGGUUCUUGCGGGCGAGACUGGGUUCUAUCAGAUUGCACUAUGGGAUUGUUUUGGGGACGCUAUCACUUCUGUCAUUGGCUGUUACAGAUUUGUCUGGGUCAAAAUUCGUUGUCCAUUACAGUCCCAUAAUGCAGUUCGACACAUCUUGAACCCAGUCUCGCGCCAGCGACCUCAAAACUGUGGCCAAUACGCUAUUCAUUUCUUUUUUUCUUGCCCCUUUGCUCAGUUAACAUUUAGAUUCAUACCUUCAUCAGGUGAGAUAUUGUGAAGACAUAGAUAUCACAGCUGAUGCCGCCUCCCGACUCUUCAUCUACUAUGGUUUGGCAUCCUGCGUCGGCAGACUGAUAACUGGUCGGCUUUGUGACUUCGAGAAAGUGAACACUUUCUACGUCUAUCAAGCGGCCGAGCUUGUUGUGGGAAUUGGAACCUUCUUAGUAACCUUGGCAACGUCGUACCUUCACAUGGUUAUCUUCAUUGUGAUUUACGGGCUCUGUGACGGUGCUUUCAUCACUGCCCUGAAUGUUCUUCUACUGAAAAGUGUCAGUCCAGAAAAAGUUCCCGUUGCUAUCGGAUGGGAGAUGCAAAUCAGUUCGUUUUUUCUGGCCAGCGGUCCUCCUAUAGCAGGUACGUUGGUCCACCCCAAGCUAUAAAAAGCUUGACGGAAUAUGACGGAACCCUCAUAAAAAAAAACCCGGUCGAAUGUUAAUUCUUCCCAGUUAAUAAAGCAAAUGCACGGGAUAAGACUAGGAAAAUCACCCCCUUUACAACGAGCUUUUAGUUCCCUGGCAUAUAUGUUCAAUUGUCACUAGUGGCGGUUUCAUAUGUUUAAGCGACUGGGGUCCGGUUCAUCCAUACCCUUAGAUAAGAUGGAGUUGGAGGGAGCGGGGGAUUGGUUGGUGGCCUCGUAAAUUGUUCUUGUCCCUGUGGGCGCGGCUUAUCCGGAUGCACCCUGAACUUGGACCAAAGAUAAUUAUUUAUAUUCGAUUUGUAAUCUGACAGAAAGAUAACCUGCCUAGCUGGCGGGUAUUUUUGGUGUGUUUUUUCUUUUGUUGUUCGAUGAGUAAGAGAUACAGCCGCGCGAAAGCUGAACCGAGUUCGAAACAGAAAACCAUGUGGUGGGGGACAAGAGGGGAAAAACAUUGAGAAAAACACUCACUGCCUUUUCCCCUUGCCCCUUAACAUCGUUUUCUGUUUAUACCUUAGGGCUUUCGUGCGGCUGUGUCCCUUACUGUACGAACCACAAAAGAAACAACAUACUAAAAAACAACUGCCAGCUACCGCAGGCUAGAAGAAAGAUAGUGAAAAUAUCUUCGUCUAAAAAUUCCGUGUUUAGGCAACCUUGGGCCCCUCUAUAUAACAAAACCUUGGAGCUGCCAACAAGAGCGAGUGAUUAAUCAAGACGCCAACAAGCUGGAAACAACUUAUAACAAGUAGAUUGGUGUACAGUAAACUCUCUUUAACACCAACACUUUGGCACCGACACCAAGUGCUCGUCUAAGAGUGAUGUCCAUCUCAUAGAGAGUCAAAUAAAGGGAUUAAACAAAGGAAAGGGCCAACUCUAGAUGUCCUUUUUACCGGGGUGCUCAUCUUUAUAGAGGGGCCUGUUGAGAGACAGUCGACUGUUGUGUUAUUGUGUGUUUAAAAUUCCUGAUGAAAUUAAGGGGGGUUGUGAACCUUCCGUAUUAUCUUACUAACGUUUGACUGAAUCAAACUUGUUGUCUCUGGCAGGUCUCAUGGCGGAUUCUUUAAACUCCUACACUUAUGCGUUUUACAUGGCGGGCGCGGUAGUGAUCGCUGGAGCAUGUAUUCCAUUUCUGUUGCUCUGCACCAAACCGGAGAGGAUUCCUGAACAUGACCCCUGGGCCACCCUGUACGAUGCUGGUACUGAGGAGAUAAUUGAAGCCCCUGAUUGGAGAAGAUCCGUGGUUUAUAUGAUCGAGGACAAAGCCACUUGAGUUUUCUGAACAGAUACACUGCGAUGCGAAUUAUAAGCCACCCUGUAAACAACGCCCCCUCCCCCCCUCCCCACUCCCCACUCCCCCACUCCCCACUCCCCACUCCCCACUCCCCACUCCCCACUCCCCACUCCCUACUCCCUGGGAACGACUCCCAUUCGAAAUUGACGGGGAUACUAAUCGCCUCAUAGAAAUUGCAGACUUUGAUUUCUCUUGGCGUGUUUAAGAUGAAAAGCCAACAAUUUUACUCAUUAUGGUAACAUAAGAAAAAUACAUUUUUUAAGUUUCGGUGGCGCCUUGAUUGGUCCCAACAGAGAGGAGAAAUGUGACGUCACGUUACCAUGGUACCAAAAUUUCUAGAUCACAACAACAGAGAGCUUAAGCAACGACGAUGGCCACGGCAACGAGAAUGGCAAAAAAGCAUUAGGUUUAGAUCAGCAAAACAGCAAUUUUGCACGUGCAUCUGGCUUUUUUGUACAUUUCUUAGCCUUCGUUGCACGACUGCGAUAUAAAAAUUUCUAAUUUCACGCGCCCGCCUUAUGGAGUAGAUGAACACAAAACAACAUUUUCUUGUUCUUUUCCUAAACUUAAAAAUACGGUCCUUUCGGGUACAACCCCAGAAAAUUUGACCAACAUUUUUUGACGAAUUAAAUGAAAUUGAAUAAGAUCGAUGAUUUUGAAACAGUGUGAAUUCACUCAUGAAGUAACGUUUUUGGUUUGUUGUCAUCCAGAAAUUUUACUACAAUGGCAACGUGACGUAACGACUUUUCCUCUCUAUUAGGGGAAUUAGUGCAUCCUAGUCUUUUUCAUAUGGUGGUCUCCGGCAACGUUUUGAUAAGGUUGUUCAAACUUUAGAUAGUGCCAUCCACCGGAUACAUCGAUCACCACAUGUCCGUGUGCGGAUAAAUAGAGCGUUGUCUACCUUUCAGAAGCGCUGGGGCCUGACACAAAUAGAGGAUACCAUAAAGUUCCGAAAGUAACGAUCACACCCUUCGUUCUUUCUGAUUUAGCAGCCUUUUCAUAUCGAUGCUCUCCGGAGGUCGCUACUUUCGGGUAGCUGAAAAGUGUACCGUACAUGGGCCUUACGAAGUUACGGUAAUAACCAGGCUCAAAAAGUGUGAAAUCAUAUCAUCUGCCCUUUUAUUUGUUGAAACUUAUUUUUUCAUGUUACUAAAUUAUUUGAUUACGGUAUGUGUAUUUCAGGAGUAUUUACUGACGAAGGGAAGGAAAAAAAUGUACUAUAACUUUAGAGUUACAUCAAGGAAUGUUAAAGAUGGCCGUUAAAAAUAAACCUUGGAUUAGUUUGAUGGUGCGCCUUGUUGUAUAUAAAAUUAUCACCCUCUGCUCCGACUUAAAGAAUCCCCCUUCCCACAGUCUCCCUAAACUGAAAUUGUUAAAUUGAAAGUUCACAAAUGGAAUCGGAAUCAAAAGUAUUGAUGUUGAAAACUAGUCAAAGAAUUCCUUCAGUGCAUUUCGGACUUCCUUGUUUGUUGAGCGAAAUAUUUAGGGAAAAAAUUUCCAAUCGGAAGCUGAAUCUAAAAAUAAUUUCCCCACCCCGUGGUGAACCCCUUUUGCUAAGAAACAUUAAUGAUAAACAUCCGGCUUCUAUCAAGUUUCUCUUCACAUGUCUGAACGUGUAUUUAAAAAAAAACAGGAGGUCGUUGAAGCAAGUCGAUCUCCUAGGGAACGAGAAGGCUGCCAAGUUGUGCCAUAUUGCGUUAUGCUAACGUGUGCCUUGAUGGUAAAACACUUCUGAAUCAUUAGCGAGAUCGCUACUUUGAGAGCACCUUGAUCGAUUGCUUGUGUGAGAGCUUGGUGAAGGUAGGUGUUUCUAGUUUGUGUAGCUGGCGAGAACAGAGUGGGUUACGGUGCACUGAGAAGGAUCUCAAAUUUGACUCGUCCCUGUUCUUCAGUCUCUCAGCUUUACAGCCGAACCGAAAAAUAUUGAACCAUUGACGGCGAGGAGACAAAGAAAAUGUCAGUGAAAUGUUGCGCUUUGCGCUAUAAGUGCCCCUAAGGUUUUUAUUUGAAUAUGUAGGCCUUUCUUUCACAGCGUUUUUGUUCCUCGUCAUACUAAAAAACCAACACAAAUAUUUGAUGUUCGCUUUAAGACCGACGCCGCCGAAAUAUUGCGUGAUUUGACUGUACAUGUUAAAAAUUAAUAUAUCUGCUUGCGUAAUGUAGCGUUUUAUAGGGUUAUGGGAAAAAAAACAGGAAAAAUAUCGACUUAUCUUAGCUUAUCGAGAAGAACAGAAUUGAAAUAAGCUUACUUUUGCAAUAUUGUCAUGUGUGUUCCUGUGUGAAGGUCUUAGACUGUUCACAGUCCCCUAUUUUUCCGUAAGAUCAUCGAGAUCGAGCGCUUUGCGGUUUUACGCAUGAGUGUCAAAACUGCUGAGGGGGCGGGGGCGGUUUUGGAGGAAGCGAGAAAAAAUAGCCCCUCACCCCCCCGAGCUAUAAUCCCCGACGCCCGCCUCUCUCGGUACCGUCACGGGUAUCUUGAUUUUCAUCUGUAAGACGCGGUAUAUCUAAACGAUCUCAAGAAAAAAUAGGGGACUGUGAACAGUCUAUGAACAUGCAGGUCUAGACAGGAUAGCAAACCCGGCCCAGCCAAAACGCUUCAAAAUAACACAGGAACACAAAAUACAGCAAAAAGAGGUUUAUUUUAAUACUUAGCUACAUGAGAAGCUUAGUUAAGGUGAUAUUUUCUCAAUUUAUCGGUGAUAUAUAUAUAUAUAUAUAUAUAUUUUAUUUUUCUCAUAUAAUCCCUAGAGAACGCUACGCUACGUUACGCAGUAUUAGCAGAUGUUUUAAUUUUUAAGGUAUCAUCCAGGGUAAAAAAUCAUCAUUUUUCGAAAUUUGCAGUUUUAGAUGAUUAAAUAGAACUCAUCCAGAGCUCUCUUUUUAAAAAAAAUUCCAGGAAAAAAUGUUUUUUCUGUGCAGACUUAUGGAGCGUAAAGGUUUUUACUAUGCUAAUUGUUUUAAUUGAUCCUUGACAAGUCCUGUCAUACUUGGUAAGCAUGCUGCUGUUUAAUCAAGCUAAUCACGUAAUUUGACAGAAAUCGUGGUCUCUGCAAGUAAAGUGCUCACUGUUUUUCCCUGGAUUUUGGAAGUGAAUGCCUCCAAAGAAGAAAAAAAAAGCUUGUCCGCUUUCGUCCUCGACUCCAAGACGAAAGAAGACGACAAAAUCGUUUGCGAAGAGUGGGCUUCGAAAUUUGCAGAGAGCGACAAGCGGCUCCUACUACAAUCAAGAGAAAUGGCUAAAAGAUGACAAAGCUUCUGAAAAACCCAUUAAAACUACCGCCGAAUCGAGUUUCACGACCCUAGCGAGCGGAGCGAGCAGUUUUUUAGGCCGCGAGCGGCAAAGCGAGUGACGUAGUCGCGAGAGUUCCCGGGCCAUAUAAAAAUAGGACGAAGGACUUUUUUGAAAGUAUAUUGUAACGGAAGGGAAGCUUCAAGAAAAACUCCAGGAAGCGGUAUGUUGUCGAUUUUGCCAAGGAGGUAUCGAACUUUUAGAAAAUGUAUCGAGUAAAAGUGGACUUGGCUCGACUUGGCUUGUUCGGUGCGAAAAUGAAAACUGCCUGUCGCAAAUAACUAAAGAUGCUUUCUCGACAACAGUAAGGAUCGAACGGAGCAGAGCUUUUGAAAUAAAUAAUUGUUCAUCUGUUGUCUAGACUGCAAAACAGUCCGUAGUUUUGGUAUACAAGUACGCGCGAGUAGUCAAACAAAAGGUCUGGAACGAGGCUGAAAACAGAGAGCGAGACUGGGGAGAGACGUUUGUGAGGCUCGCGCGCUUCGCGCGCGUAAGACUCUUACGCCACGCUUUACCGAUUUCUUUACUGAUCUUGAGAAAAAGACUAGCCUGUGUACAGACGUCCCCCCUCCCUCAGAAAAAAAAUCGGUGGAAGAUUCUCUUUUCCUUCGAUUUUUUCUGAGGGAGAGGGGAUGUCUGUACACAGGCUAGAAAAAAACCGACUGUUUUGCAGUCUAAUCUGUCGUCGGGUUUCGUUUGUGACCUUUUCCUGCUAUUUCACUAUUGUUGUCCUUUCUCUGGUAUGCAUCAACAUUGACAGCUUUGGUGUUAUAAUCUGUUAUAAUCUCGUCACGGGUAAUACGCCGUCAAAAAUCUUUUCCCCCUGUUUUCUCGAAAUGAAAAUCAAGGCAAGUUGAGGAUACGUUUUAAACUCCAAGUCGGCAACCCGUCAACCACUUUGGCUGCAAUUUGGCCAACUUACUGUCAGAUAUUUUUUCUAAAAAACCAUGUCUGCAAAUUUUGAUCUCUUUUUUCGUUUUCGAGUUAGAGUAUUUUUUCACAGGUAGGGCUAAUGAUUUGCUAUCCCUAACUUCAAUAGUUUGCUACACAGCCGUUUUUAGUGUCGUCACGCAACGCUCCUCCCGUUGCGUGACGACACUAAGAACGGCUGUGUACAGUGUGUAGCAGACUAUAACUUCAACUGCUUGUGACAAAAGAACAAACGCACUUGACGAAAAUCUGAGACACCAAUUUUUAGUCAAACGUGUUAAGAAGCGAAUGCAAUCUUAAUUGGCUUCUUCCGUUUAUUUUUGGCUGGCCUGGACUUAAAUUUACAGUGACACCCACUUUCACCAGGCACUUUCACAAAAAAUUUCCCAUUUCUGAAUCUCGUUAAUAGUUUUAAAUAAAAAAGGAAUAAGCAAUAAUCUGGAACUAUUAUGCUUGCAGAAAAUGUACGGUUUAUGGGGGUAUUUAUUAAAAGAAAAAGCGCUAGCGCCGAUCAAGGCGAGGAGGGUACUUGAGGGUGGAUGAUACGUUAACACGCGCUGACAUAUUGAGUUUGGGAGGCCUGUGUUUCAAGAAGAGAAAGUUCUGCUUUUCCUGCAGUUUCGUUCCAUUUAUCCAUUCUUGCGCCCCAAGUGCUUUUGAGCACUGUACUCAGAAAAGCUGUGUUCUGUAUGCAGAAAAAUGUUUAGUCAUGGUCAUGUGAUCUGACCCUGAAUGGAAUAUCCCUGAGCUGAAGGGGAUUUAAAAAUGUUUUGAUACAAAUAUCACAAAUAUACAGGACAUUUUUUUAAGGGCCAACUUGUUUGCCUUCUUUCUUUUUUCGUUCUUUUCUCGGUGAUGCAGGGCAACGCUUUUCUAAAACUGCAUGCACCAUUUUUCUAGACGAACUGCCUUUGUUAGGAUGUCUAGGAUCUUCUUUCGUUUGCGUAUUGUGUUUAUUGUCACCGGCACCGAUGACCAUCACAUGCAAAUGAUUAACUUCAUUUUUGUCAACUAUUGCAGUUACCUACUGUCUGCAAUCACAGCUAUUACUACUCUUCUGCUACUUCGGUGCAGCUAGCUUGAAAUUCUUCCAUUCUGAAUUUGCACGUUUUUUCUUAGGAGUUUUAGUGACUCGAGCAGGCGUUGAUUGUUGCUGGAGGGUUGGAAAAGUAGCAAAAACAUAGAAGAAAAGAUCAAGAAGGACUGGCUUGGUUCGUGCAUGUCAGUACGACGUUUACCUUUAUAAUACCGCAUGGCGUCUUCACACAUUCAGGAUGGGAAAUGGUCUUGGCUCGUUUGUUUAUCAGCUACAAUGUCAUGGUUUGCAGCCAUGGGGAUUGUGUUUAGUUUUGGGAUCUUCUUUCCCGUAUUCAUGGACUAUUUUCAGGAAUCGAGACAGAAGACAGGUAUGAAUUUAUUCACACUGACCUGACCCAGGAGAUUAUGUUACUCCUAGGGACCUCCUUACCACUCCCCUGAGUGAGAGCAGAGGGAGGGGGGGUGUUAGAUUCGCUUUGGUUUAGGCUUUUUUUCCAUGCUUACCGUUUGUGAUCAAAAUUAAAGAGAAGAGUAAAUUUCUUCCAUUUAUCGAUUCCUCCACCCUUAACUCAUGUGCUUAGUGUUCAGAAAAAGUUGUGCGGGCAAAAUAUAUGUUGAGUCAUGAUUAUGUGAGCUGGCCCUGGGACAUAUUAUUUUUUUAAAUUUCAUAGCAGUGUCUAAUUAAAAAAGAUAGGUUACAGGAAACCCUUUAAAAAGUUGAAAAUAACAGAUGGAAAUAGGUAAAUGAUGAGGAUUAGAGCCUUAUGGUCUCAGUUCUUUUUCUUUUUUGCUCAUUUUUUCCAACUUACUAUUGCAAUCGAAAUUGUGGAGAGAAGAGUAAAUAUCAGCUUAGAUUAGUUUGUUAAAAGCCACAAGAAUACAACUUGACAACUAAUUAUUUUGGUUACGUUUCUUCUUGACCCUUCGCAUUACAUUAAAAAACAACACACUGUAGCCUUUACCAGGCUCUCACAUAGUGUACGUAUGGACGACGCGAAAUAAAAACAAGCCAAGUGAAAUAUGACGCCCGCGACCAGGGAAACAAGGGAAAUGCAGCGGUCGUAAGGAAAAAAUCUCUCCCCUGCCCCAACGCGUUUUUCGCGUUACUAGAGAGUUUAAGCAGCGACUUUUUUGAGCGACACACAUCAACCGGAAGUGGACUUUUUGCACACUUGAGCUGUGAUUUGGAACAAAUUUUUUAGGGCAAGUCGUCUCUAUAAGAGUCAUGACACUUAGCCAUACAAAUUUGGUGGCGUCAAGACAUGUUAAAAAAAGAAAAAAGUUCACUUCCGGUCGACGUACGUCGCUCAAAAACGUUGCUGCUUAAGCUCCCUAAUACAUCGGGCGAGAUCAGAUGCCGCCAUCGCGCGAGGAAUGGCCGAACUCAGACAAUCUGAGCCUGCUAGCCUGUGUAGCAGACGCCGGUUUGAUUUUUAAAGCGAAGGAAGAAACCCCGCACGACUUUUAAGAAAAUAACUGGCGCCAGCUACGCAGGCUAGAGCCUGCUCACAGACAAGCCUGGAACAGUCUAAGUACACGGUCACUUAAACAUCCAUUUUGACUGCUUUUUUUUAUUUUGUAGCUUGGGUUGGCUCGCUUGCCAUUGCCCUGAUCUUUUUCUCCGGUCACCUGUCCGGAGCCUUGGUUAAGCGGUUUGGCUGUCGCUUCACCACCCUACUGGGAGGAUUUCUCUGUACGUUAAGCCUUGGCCUCUCCUCCCUGGCUCAAAACAUCCUCCAUUUGUAUCUAACCUACAGUGUUCUUUUUGGCCUGGGAACUGGCUUUGUGUUUUCCGCGAGCCUCGUUGUCAUCAGCAAGUACUUCAAAGUGAGGCGGUCCUUGGCACUUGGGAUCGUUAUGUUGGGGCAAGGCGGAGGAGUCCUUAUAUGGAGCCCUCUGUUGCAGAAAAUGGUCGACGAGUUAGGUUGGCGUACCACAUACCGAAUAUUGUGCGGCGUGGUGCCGGUACUGUUUGCUUUUGGAUUAACUUACAGUCCUAAUAUAGAGAGUGAAGAUAAAGAGGCAAAGGAAGUGAAAGUCGAGAGAAACGAGAAAGGCUGUCACAUAGAUGUAUCGAUGUGGAAAGAACCAAAGUUUUUGGUUAUUUGCAUAUCGGCAUCAUUCAUAAUGUUUGGCCAUUACGCACCCCAAAUUCAUUUGGUGAGUGGCAUUUAAUGAUCAAUUGAGGCGAUGAAAGUUGUUGUGCUAUACAUGCUACACUGAUGCUCCUGUCGGUUUUUUAAUGGACUGUGUUCUGUCCAGUGCCAGCUCGAAGCUUUUUGGUGUUGAGAUGUUGGGAUCACCUAAUGACUUAUUGCAAGGGUCCUGAAAAGAACCCUCGCAGUGAAAACACAACAGUUACCCAUUAGAGAGAGUUUCCGCAACUUUACAAAACAUUUCAUUAUGUGUCGUUUUCCAGGCUUGUGUAUAUGGUUGUCUAAUGUAUUUCACAUGAUUUUUGUUAUCACGAAGAUUAUAAAUUUUGGACGCUUAAGUUUUUUUAAAAUAAGAACAAAUUGGCGUUUGAUCACGAAUUGAGAGCUUGUUUACGGCUUAACCUGAAGCUACGUGGUCAAAAUUCUUCAUUCCUCUGGCAUUCUGGGUCAAAAAGUUGCCCCUCACAAAUUACGUUUGUGGCUAAGCGUCCCAUUUUGAUGUGAAAUUACAUUGAGAUGCAAGUUAAAACCGUUCGCACAGAAUAUUAUAUGCAAGGGAUAUCGAGAAAGCACUAUGCCUCAAGACAUGUCUUUACUUUCCGCCCUCUUUCUGACCAGGGUCGCUGCAGGGGAAAUACUUUGGACGAAUAAUAGAGCCAUCAGUGCACAUUGGAAACAUCAGCGAGCACAGAGAGUCGAGCGUGGGAGUAUCGAGGGCCCGAGAAAGGGCGGCGGUUCGCCUGUUUUUCAUUUUUGUCUUUUUUGCGCUCACCUGUCAUUAGCCAUCUUAUGAGGAGCCUGGCCCCAGGCUUAUUGAGAACUGUUUUUCUCUGGCGCAGCGCAAACAUCGUCAACCCUCUUAAGUUAAAGUUGCCCUUUUCUUUCGUCAAAUAUACACUGAUUGUCUUGCUUUCCUCUAGGUACGAUACUGUGAAGAUAUUGGUAUCAAUGCCGAUGCAGCUUCUCGACUGUUCAUCUAUUAUGGUCUGGCAUCCUGCCUCGGAAGAGUAGUAUCUGGCCGGCUUUGUGACAUCGAAAAGGUGAACAACUUUUAUGUGUAUCAAUUGGCCGAGGUGGUCGUGGGAACUGGGACCUUGGUCAUAUCCAUGGCAACAUCAUACAUGGACAUGGUUAUUUACAUUGUGAUCUACGGGUUCUGUGAUGGCGCCUUUAUAACAGCCCUCAACGUGCUCAUCCUUAAUUGUGUCAGCCCAGAAAAGACUCCUGCAGCGCUAGGCUGGGAGAUGCAGGUGACUUCGUUAUUUACGGCCAGCGGACCUCCAAUAGCAGGUAUUGCAAGAGGCCAUUCCGAGUUGCCCAAAGCCUCAGUUUUAAAGCGAGGCUAAGUGUGCAGCUUUUAGUGUGAGAAUGAGUUUUUAUUCUUAUGCAAAUAAAACUCAUUUUCGCAAGAAAGAUUGUGCCCUCGUUUUGAAAAUGCAAGGUUUUGGGUCUCGGAAAUGGCCUAUUGGUUGGCUGUCGAGGUUGCAUUUGUGUCUCACUCUAUCUUGAAGCAGAUUGGAGAGCCCCUUGGAAAGAUAAAAGCAGUGCACUCCCCCUCCCCUCCCCCACUGGGUAGCAAAACCCAUAGCAGUGUUAUCGAAGGAAUUGAAGAUGGCAGUCAUUGAUAACAGCGCUUUAAAACAAUACUUACACGAAGCGCAAUACAACACGUGCAUACGGGGAACUCUGAGCUCAGUCAGUCUUACGCAAAGAAACGUCAAUGUUAUACCCAGAGUCUGCAGCUUGUUAUGUCCAUUGGCUUUCGCAGGAAGUUCUAUUUACAACCUUCAGGACAUAGUUUCCUGAGCACCAGUCGUCACGAGAAUUCCCCAGUUUGCUGCCUUCUUAACAAGUACAGAAGUUUGGAGCUCAGUUUAACUUGUGACAAUUAAAAAUUAAUUGAAAAUUUGAAAAUAAAACGUUAAAGUUUUGCUUCUUGUCCUUCCUUAAACGACGCCAUUAGAAGCCAACUUCCAAGGGCGCGCUCAGCACUAACUGGCGAUACGUUUCUUAAUAAGGAAUGCGCUCACUCAUACACCUAUGAAUCCAACCGAUAGACUAAUUAUCACUUAUCUUUCAAUUUCAGGUCUUGUGGCUGACUCUUUGAACUCAUACACUCAUGCGUUUCAGAUGGCUGGUGCUGUGGUGUUUGUGGGCGCAUGUAUUCCAUUUGUAUUGCUCUGCAUCAAGGAUAGAGAUCCUAAGAAGAAAGCCGCUGUGCAGAUCAUUGAGCUCUAGAAGGGAAAGAAACGGAGAUGUAGCCCGUUUUCAUUGUCAUUAUGGUAUGCAGAUAACGACUGAUCAAAAACGAAAAAUACUUUUUUCUCUUAGAUGACAAACAGCUAACGAAAGUUACCUGUGUAAGGAAUAACAGUCGAGAUUUCUUUCAUCUCUCAUGCUGUGAAGGCCGGGUCUAAAGUACAGGUGACACUCCACAGGUCAAGAGUACAGAUCACUGCUCCAUCGAUAAACUACCAAACCGCAAAGAUUCCCCUCGAUCUAAUGGAGCAUUUUGUUAAGAGAUUAGGGCUAGGAGAUACUUUUAAUGCUAUUCAUUUAUUCGUUUCAUGGUGUCCUGUACUCUGACCUGUGGAAAAGUGACUUGUAUUUUAGACCCUCCGCCUGUCUCGGUCAAUACUGAUUUUUCUUAAUUUCUUGCUUCAUCGGCUGUUUUCUUUUAGAAAGACUACAUGACAUUGCUUUCAUUCAUCAGUCCUUACCUGCAUGCAAAGGUGGUAAGGCUUAUUACUUCGGUCAAUCACAGUAUCGUAUGAAUUCAAAAUACUAAUAACCAAUCAGGUCGAACAAAUGUGUGUAGACGCAGUUAAGCGCGGGAAAACGGGUAAGAGCAAGUCGUACUUAGUUGAUUUUGGUUUUCUGAUUGGUCGAGAAUGUAAGGCUGUUUUACUCAGCCAAUCAGAGCGAAGCAAUGGUAAACAAAGGAAUGAUUAAAUUAUUUUGGAAAGUCAAUUGAAAUCUGCUUACACUUAACUCUUUCUUACCAGGCAUUUCUAUACUACGUACACCUCUCUAAGGCAAUCAUCUAGAACUAGUGGUCCCCGCCUUUCUUUAGUCAUUCUGUUCUUUGACUUUGUAUAAGGCGGGCACCUCCUAAAGACGCACACGUGGUGCAAGUCCAAACUUAGUGCUACGACAUCUUGUAGAGAGUUGAUUGUACAGCUAGACGACCUAAUUCCUGAUACCUUAAAGAUUUCCAAACUGGUUUUCUGAAACUUCAGGUAAUAGUUUUUUUCUGGGAAAAAAAGAGCAUGUGUAAAUGGAGAAGCUCUGAUUAAGACUAUUUUGGUAAACUAUAAUAUAGUUUUGAACGAAUAGGCGGAAUUAACUAGCCUGCGAGCAAGAUCUUUGGGGAGCCUGGGAAUGAGAAAGAUUGUUCGCAGGCUACAAUGGAGGUCAAAAGUGUUGGGACCUUUCCAGUGAUGUUAAUAAAACUGGCGACCCCUCCCCUCCCACUCCAAACAAAUUUGAUUUUGAAGCAAAAUAAGGUGUAAAUGAGUGCUUUUUGGCCACAACAUUGCUGAUGGGGAUGGGGGGUGGGAGAGGGGGGACGACUGGAUGAACCCAAAGCCGAACAAAAAAUUGUCGUUAGGAGCAGAGUCUUAUGUAACAAUUACUUGGAAAGGCUUUUUGACACAGUUCCAACUUCUUUUGUCCACCAUUGUAGAAUUGACACAUUAUUUAGAAUGGAGAUUCGUGAUCAAAGUAGUAUAAUCAGUGAAUAAUUUGUCUUACUUCUCAGAUGAAAAUAUCUCGGAACAUUUUUUAGACUUUUUCUUUGCAAAAAUUCAUGUAAUUGCAAUUCAAAUUUUUAUAUUUUUUGUGAUAAAAGUUUUUAAAGGAAAUCAAGGACAAAAUACUGCCUAAUGUUUUAUAAUGUUAUUAAAAUUAUUAUCAAAUUCAGAUCCCUAAAAUUACAUAUGAAUUUUAGAUGUAUCUAACAAAAAUGUUUUUUUUUUAAAAAAACGUACGAUUGCCAAAUGCCACAUUAUGAUAAAGUGAGAUUAUUAAAUAAUUAAAUUAAUUCUAGGAAUCUAGUAGCCUGAAUUUCAGACGAUUACUUCGAGUUGUUUUUACUCCCUCAGGAGACGUUACUGAGGGAGUAAAAACGAAUCAAAGUCAUCGUCUGAAAUUCAGGCCAGGAAUCUAGACAUAAUUAUAGGUACCACGCUAAACAGUUAAUAAAGUCUAUUUUUAAAAAGCUUCUUUGACGUUUUAUUGACGAUUCAGUAUAUUUUUAGAGUACCUUAGAAUUAAGGAUUUAACCUCAAAAUUUUUAGUGCACUGCGCAAGAGCGGCGCAAAGCAACUUCCCCCCGUUACAGAAACCGCUACGAAAUCACUGUUUUUAUGUGUGAACAGAAACCCUAGCCGAUAUGUCGACGAAAGAGCCAUCCAACCUCGUCGUCGGGGUCUUCUCGUUUUUUAAUAUGGCGGCUGCAUGAGAGAAGAUCCUCUCUCCUGCCCCCAUAUUGGACGAGAUUGAGAGCUAUCUGAUAUAGAGCGUUUUUACUCACGUGGCCAGCACCUGUGCAAAUUUUUUGAAACAAAUUAACGAACGUUUUUACAUAAGAAAAGAGUUCAACUCCCACAGGAUUAGUUUGGAACACCAACAUGGCCGUCGUUUCAUUGUUUUGGAACACCAAUAUUGCCGCCGUGACGUAAUGUGAAAACACUCUAUAGUGUAGACACAGCCUCAGUCCUUGAAGGAAAAUUAGAAAAGAAAAUUAGUUUGUAUUUUGGUCUUGUCGUGUUCAUAAUCAUCUAAGGGUGCGCGCGCUGUGUUAAAUCAAUUAAUUAUGACUGGACAAUACGCUCAAUAAGGCUCGGGAUCAUCGUUCGACCAAACAUGAAGCAUGGAUAUUACAUCAACACCUUUUUGUUCCUUGUUUUCAUGCUUAUCACAGUGAACCAAGCUAAGGCUGAAUGUAAGUUUUGCUUUUUGCGUAUUUCUUUUUUUUUCCGUUGAGAAUCUUUGCAUUUGUGAGAACUGGAAAAAAGAAAAGAAUGAAACAUCUUCAGAGUGUGAAUGGAAAGGCCAGGGAAUGCAAGCGGUCAAUUAAAAAUUUGAUGCGUCCGUUGUAGUUAAUUUUUUUAUCUCAGCUGAUUUUUGUUUGUUUUUUUUUCUUGAGGGGGGGGGAUGGUAGUGAGUGCCAAUGAAUUCUAAACAAGAAAAAAAAUAAAAAUUACCUGGAAAAAACACACAUCUUUAAUGAGAUAAGCCGAUUCUUAAUUUAAUCCUUUCACAGUUGUAGGCUUAACAGAAACAAUGUUAUUCCUCCCUAAAAAUCCUAAUAUUUCGAAAGUUAAGCAAGGCCUAUGCGCUAGCUAUGGUCAUUUUUCGGGCUUGGACCAUGCACUUGUGGUGUACGUUUGUAAUAUUUCUUAUAUUUCCAGACUGUGGUUAUAAACUUGUUCGAUACCUUCCUGACUCGAGCGUAACCUCUUCCAGUGUGCACAAAUCUUAUGAGACUCAUCAUGGAAAGCUAGACAAGAAUCCUGAUGGCUGGGUACCAGACGGAAGAGAUUCACACCCAUAUCUUCAAUUCGAUUUAGGAAAGCUAUUUCUUAUUUGCGGGUUUGAGGUGAAAGGCUGCGCGCUUAAUGAUAAAGGGCGUAAAUACCCGCUUUACGUGACAAGGUACAGAGUGCAGGUAUCGCCUGAAAUCGACUUCUGGGAUUCAUGGAAUUAUAUCAAGGUAAGCUGGCUUAGUAUAACUAACGACUUACUGUUCAAUCAUAUUUACUGAACCCCUAGAACAGACUGGCAACUCCUUUGGAUUCAGACAGUUUAUUUCAUUCAUGCCGCUGCACAUACUGAUAUUGAUUGUUAUAACCUGACAUACAUAAAAACUACGUACCUUUACCUGGCCCAUAGAAACCAAGAAGGACACAUAAAUUACAAAAAUCAUUCUUGUCUAUAUGGAGAGGGUGGGUCGGCAAAGUAAACUUUAAGCUGCUUGCAUAACAAGAUAUUCUAAACCAGGAGCCCAUAACCUGUCUUAACUGAGAUGAUACUUGUCUUGUAAACGGGGUAGAUGGGACUUCAGUGCUGUCAUUGCGGUAACUACACCCUUCCUGGAAGUAUGCAGUUGCCAUCUUCCAACUUAGGUCAUUCGUUCAAAUAUCUAGACUUAUAUUAAUCGAGAUUAAUAUCCACAUAAAGAGCUAUGGUUGUGACGCCCGUCAGAGCUUUUUUGUAUGUUUUUUUUAGGUUUUUUUGACUUGACCGUUAAUAUCACAGAGGUUUAGUAACUUUUCUACGAUUGAGCCCGAUUAGAUAGCUCCCAACAUAAAUUUACUCCUUUGGAGAGGGGAUGGGACAGAUGUGGUGCAUUAGUAGGGAGCUAAAGCAAAGACGACGGCGACGGAAGUGAAAACGUCGCUAAAAAAAUGAAUUUGCGUUCUUUUAAACCUAAUCGCGUCUAUUUGGACCCCCUCAAAAUGUCAAAUGCAGGCGACUUUUCCUGGAGUUGGAUUCUUAAGGACUUUAUACAGGUUAAAAAAGAGAAAGGAGAAUUCGUUGUCGUUUGUCAAGUCAAAUUAGGAGGUUUCACGUCGUAGUCGUCGCACAGUGGAUGUCAAAGAAAUGUACUAAACAGCGUGAUGCACGUGCAGAGCUGAUGAUUUAAUCAUUAAACCUAUUGUUUUUUUGAAGUUGUCGUUUCUGGUCGUCGUCGUAGUUGCUUGAUAUAAGUUCCCCUAGUAAUAGGCUCUCCUAAGGAGGGGAGGGGGAGGGGGUGAGUGUACAUUAUGUCCCUUGUCUCAAUUUCAGAAGUGGUAGACUACGAGUAUUCCCCAUUUUUCCUCAGGGAUAGUAGAGCAAACGAAACGCAAGCGCGCGUGAAAGUCACCUCACGCGAGAAAGGCGAGACGCGUCGGGGAGAGAGAAGAAUGAGGGACUGCUCUUACUCUACAAAAGUGGUAGUUUCACGUAUUGAAGAGGAGGCUAUAUCGCUGUCAAUACUGAUUUUACUAUUGUCGAGUUUGUGGUUGACUUCGUCACUGUUUCAGCUCCAACCCAUCUUCAUUUCAGUUUGUCCCCAUUUCAUGUCUUAUGUCGCUGUUUUAAGGCCAUGUCGUUUGUCGCAAUUUAACCCUAACAGGGCCUCUAUAGGAAGGACAAUCGCCUUCUACCCCAACAGGCCGGGUUCGAAUCCCGGAAGUGAAGCAAAACAUGGGAACAUGAGUUCGCUCUUAGUUGACAUCGUUGUUGUAAGGACUUGCCUACUUCCCUCUCAUUCGUAAAAUAAUAUUAAUAAUUCUCAUUUCUGCUUGAUAUGUUUUGUCAACAGCCAGAAUUCUACGGAAGUACAUCAUUUGGUGAUAAAGCCUACAGCGUGGCUAAAGAAAGAAAAGUUGGUAGAUAUGUGAGAAUUUUUCCUGUGGCUUAUGAAACUCCUUCUCUUGUUAAAUUCAAGGGCUGCUUGAAAGCGGAAGUCUAUGGAAUUCCUUACCUUCGUAAGUGACUUUAGCGACUUUUUGAUGUCGGCGGUUCGUUCAGUGCAUGGAUUUCUUGUCAACACGUGUUGACACAAAAGAACAUUUGUUUCAGUUUUCAAAUCAAUUUUAGACUCACACACUUUUGCUUAAGUCCACUUUUGUGUUCCGUAAUUUAAGAACAACCGAAGUCAAAUUUAUUUGACUUAUCUCUUGUUUUUCCUGACCGUUUUCCACCACCAUUUUUUUCCUUAGUUUCUUAGUUUGUAAGGCUGUUCCCAACUCACGUGCUUAGGACGCUUAGCGCCCGCGCCUGAAAACGAAAAGAAUGCUCGGUUACCUAGACCUUAAAAAUGAACUGAAGUUGGCGGAAAAGUUUGAAUCAACGGAGCGUUGUUCAGGCUUUUCGGCAAGAGGCACAUGUAGAAAAACGACCAGGAAAGACAAAAGACUACGUCAACGUAAGUAACACGACUUUCUCUGAGAUAGAUUUAAUGUUUAUUUAGUGGAAACCCAUUUUAACUGCAGCUACUGUAGCUCAUAGUUUCAGAGCAAAGCUUUCAUUUAAAACUAACUAGGCCUGUUUUAAAAAUACCGGCUUGAAUCUAAUACGAUAAACCAUCACACAAACAUUAAUUUGACAGAUAGCACUAGCUUUAAAGUUGGAAUAUGAGACAGCUGGAGUUACCUUUAGUCCUCCAAGUAGCCCAUCUUUGUGUUGUAGACUAGAGUUAGCUGUACUCCAGACAAACCAACUCACCCAAUCAAAAAUGAACCAAACAGUACCUAUUUUCCUGCAGACAAGUUUGUAACAGCAUGGACAGUUCAAGGGGUGGUCCCUUUCUCUGUGAAAUUUUGCAUCAUUUUUAAAGAAUUUCUCUGUAAAUGCAACACUGGCAAGUGUCCAGUGCCCUAUCGCCCCACCCCCUUCUGAAAUUUCUGAGUAUACCACUUAGCAGUACACAUACAGGCUAAUGUGUCCUCUGACAAUCAACACAUAUUUGAAGAGCAGUGUGGCCUGGAAGAAAGGGUCUGAGUAACUUGGAUAACUUGGGUAGCUAGUUUUGGCAGCGCUGGCUAGGGCCUGAGAGUCUUUUGAUUCCUGAAGGUAACCCAGUACUCAAAACCAUGGAGAACUCAAAACCGCCCAAUGCUGACGAGUACCUAGUUCCCAUGAUUAUUUUAGUUUCUUUACAAUGAAUGACAGGGAACUAUAUGUUCUGGUAAAAAUAUGCAGUGAGACAAACUGCAGGGUGCUUACCACUUACAUGGGAAAUCUGGAUAAUUUUGGUUGGAAAAUCAAAAUUAAUGGUUUUUGUCAUUCAAUUUGGGAAGCAAGUCAGUAAAUAUGGGUUGUGAUUGGAGUCAAUGCAAAGCAAUGCUGAUUUGGAUAUGAUUAUGAUGUAGUGGGUUGUUUUCCCACCACAUCAGAUUUUAUACACUCAAACUCCUCUUUACGGACACCUCGUAAUUACAGACAGUUUUCUUUGUUCCUGGGGAAAAAAAGCCCUCACAUUUCCUCUAAGUUUAACCUGCUUUAAACAGACACCUUGUUGAUACAGAUACCUUUUAUGGCCCCCUCAGUGUCCAUAUUAACAGAGUUCGACUGUAGUCUUCUCUUUAUGUGCAAGUCUUCCACCCAGGUAGUCUAUGUAAAUAGUAAGCACCCAUUGUCUCAGUUUCAAAUUUCUGUAACACUGUACCAUGCUAUCCCUCCUCUUGAUCUAAUUAAAGUAGAAAAUUCCAUGUCACCCUCCCCCGUCCCUAACAUUUUGUGACACACCCUCCCCUGAGCUUUGUGUGGCUCUCCGAGACAUGUAACAUGUAUUAAGCAUGUUAUAACUGGUCCUGAGGGACACAGCUCAAAUUUGAUUUGUUUCUUGAGGGACACUAUUUUAAAUGGAGGCAGGGCGGCUGAGCGGUUAGAGCGCUGGACUUGUAAUCCAGAAGCCUGAAUUCGAGUCCCGCCCUGACCAUUUUGUUCUUCAUAGUCCCGAGUUCAAAUCCUCAGCCAUGCUUGUAAAUAGCCAACUGGCCGGUUCGCCUCCUACCAGCUGGGAUUCUUAAACAUGUUGACUUCUAUUUGAAUUAUUGUUUCAUUAUCCCUGAAAAGCCCCAUAGGGGGAGUGGAUAGUUAAUUAUUUAAUAUUAUAAAUAGUGCACAAAGAAAAACUUCUAUGGGUGCAAUUUUAUGAAAGUAUAUUUCAGCGACCCCAUGACAUUUGCAAGUACCAUUGCAUGGUUACCCGCCCUCUGAUGUCACAGAUUUUUCAAUGUUUGCUGCUUAGAGGCUUUUGCAACCUCAUUCCCAGGCUCUUUCAGACCCGACAUGGGAGGAAAAGGAGGGAGAGCCUGGGAAUGAGGUUGGGAUCUUGGGCCAGGAACAGCCCUUGGUUUUUAUAUUUCCCUCAUUCUUUGGCAACUCUCACUCUAUGAAUUUUAAAAAAUUUUGCGACACAGCUCCUUUAAACAGUGUAACUUUUCCACAGGUGAAAAGAGGGAAGCGUUUUUCUUAUCAACCCCGAGGACUAUGGUAUAUGAAAAGGUGAAGGUAGAGAAAGUCAAGAAUGUUCAAGUCACCAUAAGCAGCAAACUGCAUGGCCUCAAGGAAUUAAGUAUAGGGGAAACUGAGUUCACAAAGGUAGGCUCAUACAUGUACAUUAAACACUUUUCGGAGCUAUGAGAGUAGUUUUCUUAUGACCUUGAAAAAUGAUUUUGGUAAGUGUUCGAUAUUUGUUUCAUCAGCCAAUGGAUGAAAAGAUUCAAACAUAGCUUCUUCUUUUUCCUGCCAACGAAUUCCCUGAUAUGGAGAAGGGAUUGUUCGAUUGGCCAAUCAUGUUGCAGUAUGACAUCAAAGUGAAGUAUUGGUUGAUGUUUAGAGAGUUCUUGGGCAUGAAGUUUUUUCACCUGGGCGUUCGUUUAACCAACCAAAAGACACGCACGUUUGUUUCCAUCUGAUAAACCAAUCAAAUUGCUCUAUUUCUGUUCAUUUGUUGUUUCUGUUUUGUUCGUGCGUUUUCAUUUCAAGGCCAUACAAAAAUCGCUCUAUCUUCUGGUGUUACUGUAGUGUUACUGUGUUUGGGGGGAGGAGCAAGGCUCACAAGAGAAACCAUAUUGUUGGAAUUGUGGGGUUAAAAAAAGUUGUUUUCCAUCUUCUACCAAUUUACAUUCCCCUUCCUCAUGGGAAAUUUGUCACUUAUCUUGAGUUAUGGGCACAGUCCUCAGCCAUACCACUGUGUUUGUCCCUUACAGAUAGUAGUAAAAUCUUGCUCUGUUCAUUUAAAAUGGAUCAGCACCUACUCAAGGCUUGGUAUGACAAAAUACAGUAAUUUGUCUGAAAUUACUCCCCAAGCCUCCACCCCACUGGAUUGGAAAAGGUCCAUUGCUCCUCAGGCAUAAUUAGAGAAGCCUGUUCACAGACCAUCUACAUCAAUACUCUGUUUAUAGAUAGCUGAGCGCACGUAUGGACAUAAAACUGCGGGGUAGUUAAUUUCAAAUUGUCAAAACAAAAAAAAGAAAAAUGUCUGUGGACAAGCUUAAUUAAGGAGAUGGCAUACAGUUGGCCGUAAGCCUGUGACCCCGCCCACAGAAAGGAGGUCAGGAGGGUAUCACUUUGCCUAGUCCCUAGGCCUCAUUAUUCCGUGCGGCCAAAGCGUUUCGCGUUAUAUGGUCCAAGCAACUUGGAUAGGUCAUUGAAGUGAAUUGACCGAGAGGGACUGGGAAAACGCUGUACUGGGACUAGGCAAGGAAUUGCUAUCUUAAGGUUUUUUGGACCACGGAGUCAUAGCGAAAAGAAAAAGGAAAAGUGUAAGCUACAUUUCUUAUACAGUGUAGUGACACACUCUAUUGCCCAUGCUGGGGAGGUUGUGCUUUAAAUUUAUUCAAUUAAAUGGUUUAAAUAUCAUCUUCCCGUUAGUCUUUGGUUGUUAUGAUAUAAAAUGAUAUUGAGCCAUUGAAAAAUAAAUUUAAAGCACGGAUAGAUCUAAACCACAACCGACACUGUUGCUAUAGUCUGCCAAUAGGGAAUUUAAGCAAGUGAACUUUCUUUAGGGCUAUCAGACUACUUUCUGUUUCUUUUCCUGAACUUUGAUAUGGUCUUUUAGAAUUCAACUUCAGAAAAAUUUGCCAAAAUUUGACUAAUUGAAAAGAUGGAAUUUGAGCAUAAAGUUUAAACUAGCGCAAGUUCACUUUCCAAGCGGCGUUUUCGUAGCUGUCGCCGUCGCCGUCGUUGUUGCUUAAGCUCCUACUAACAGCCGCGUCUCGCGGCGCGAAGGGGUAUUUCUCCGGGUGAACUCCGCAGUCGCAAGUUAGUACUUCUAGUAAGAGGUACUAGGUUUACAUUUUCUAAUUUCUAUCUUUAAUUUCAGUUUAUUCCGGCUCACACCCCGCUGCAAACAGAGCUUCGAGUCGAUUCCUGUGUUCUGGCACCUUAUCAACCGGGCUACUUCAUAUCGGCGCGCGUGGAAAAAGUACUUCCAUACACUGACGAAUAUCUUAUCAAGGAGUUAAUGAAAGCGGAUAAUAUCCACGCAAAUCCAAGAAAAGUCAAAAGGGAUCAGUUGCAAGUUGUCUUUAGCGCAUGGUGUAGUAAGUAUGACACUAAAAUUAAGUUAGCGCCCUCUCACGAGACGCGAAUCGCGUAUCAGAUAAGUAUCAGGUCCAAAAUUCUUGAGCGAUUUCAAGAAUCAAUGGUAAAGCUUUACCGUGACUAACACGGGGACAAUAAUUCUCGCGCUACGCGAUUCUCGUAGCGCGUGACGAGAAUCACUUAGCGCGGGACGCGAUUCUCGUCGCGCAGAAAACGAGACGCGACUGGUAACAUACUUUUGGGCGGUAAUUAUGACGCUUAAAAGCUGUUUUCUGCAAGUAUAAAUGUAAAUUUUCUCCUGUACAUAUUUAUUUUACAUAACAGGAGCCCAUAACCCAGAGAGAGGAACUCCCUUGUGCUCAUGCAACGGCGUUCUCACAGACCGGUGUAUUAUUAGGUCAAAUUUCCCGCGAAUUUUGAAUAUCAAAUAAGCCUUACAAAUCAGUCUUAAAAAACCGGAGACGAGAAAAAAGUAUUUCUGAUUUUUUGAUAGCAUUGUCUUCUUCUUUUUGUUAUUAUCCUACCCUGAAUGUGCACUCAUACGGACGUUGCAUUUAUUUUCUCCAGAACAACACUCAUAUGAUGAAAUGCUUACUGACUGAGUUAGGUUGGGCUGGACGGGAAAUUCUUUGCUCUCGGUCAGGACGAACGGACCUCUCUGCGCAUAGUCCAUAUGUCCUGACCUUAAGCCAAACAUUUUCCCGUCUCGCCCUUUCACUUAUAUCAAUAAGUACUUAUUACUUCAUUCGGCAAGUUUUGAAGUGUUUUCCAAACUAUUAAAAAUGUUAUAGACACAGACACUAUGCUUUUUGUCGGUUUUCUUGAACAAAGGCACUAAAGCGAAAGCCUGGGACCAGGCUUCGCAGCGAGGAAAAAAGGCAGAAAACGGAGUCAAAUAGGAAAAAUAGCGGUGGCCUGGGUAGGGGGAAAGGGCGGCGGAUCUCUCGCAUCGCUUCGCUCGCCGAUGUGUUUUUCGCCGCGCCGAUUUAUUUCUCCUCCCCCUCCUUCCCCCACUCCCAAUGCGGAACCUGGUCCUAGGUUACCAAAACGAGCGCUGCUUAAUCUAAAAUAUCACAGGUUUGAGAGUGCGAAUGUUAAAUCUGAGCUUCGUUUGUUUCUCUCUUGCAGAAAUAAUCGACCAUGUUGGUAGAGUUUCAAAUAAUUUGUGUCCAGGGAAGAUUUUACAGGUGGACUCAAAGCUGGUUUUUAAAUCCCCCAGCCAAUCCGGGCUGUCUGAACUGUCCUAUCAAAAUAUAAAUGAUAAAGAUGUUUUUAGCAACACGAGACUCGAUCGACUGGGCCGUGCCAAAGACAAUAAACAGAUAAAGGUUGUGUAUUUCAGAAAGGGUGGUUACAACAAAGUGGAGUGCGGAAUAAUGACGGCGACAAUUCACUAUAACUUUAAACAGCAAGCUUAUGUCAUCAACGGGAAACGUUACACGAAUGACGAACUUUGGACCGAAGAAAAAGGUAAGUAAUAAAAUGAUCAUUGUUUGCUGUACAAUUAGUAGCAAUAACAAUUUAUCUCUUGCUUGACAUAUUUUAGUAAACAGGAGCGAAACGGGGGAGUGGAGCUUUCCUACAAAAGGAACAGAGCGUGUAUUUUUUUUUCAAAAAUCAAACAGAACCAGGAAGUGAAUCUCUCAGCAGCACUUUUAUGCCCCAAACGUGGCUACUUCCAUGUAGAAGUGAUGUGGAUGUUUGUCAUAAUGUGCUGGUCUCUUACCACUCGGCACGCACCUUAAAUUGUGAGUGAUAGCCCUUGCGCUACAUUCACACCGUUGAUUUUUCGACCGCUUGAAAAUUCGUGCGUUUAUGCGUUCCGUUAAUACGGAACCACCUUAACUAGACGUCCAGCCUUUCAAAGUUCCGUGUGAACAGAACGAGAAUCAUUGAACGGCGUAGCGUGAGAAAACAGCCGACAUUUCACGACGUCACCUCUGGUUUCCCCGCAAAAUGACGUCUGAGAAAUGAGCGCGGAAAUUCCAUACUGAUGACGUGUCACUACCCAGAACUGGGUGGUGCUUUUGAUUGGUCGUGCCGCGUGGGAAAUUUGCUUGACGAGGUGUCUGAACAAAUUUUCAGCCGGUCUAAAAUUCCUUUGGCGUCGUGUCAACGUAACCUUGAUCUAAAUCAUCCUGAUGUACUAUGAAUUAGUUUUGCUUGUGCACAUGGUUUUGAAACUAGCUAUCUCCUUCUUUUCAAUAAAUGGAAGAGCAGUUCACUACAAGUGGAACUGGAGUUCAUCAUAAAAGAUAAAGUCCUCCUUUCGUUUUCGUGAACACAAAAAUGGCCUGUCGGAUUUAAACACAUAAAAGAUGCAUCAAAUCACUCUUCGGCCAUCUUAAAAAUACCAGUUACCUCAGGGUUACGCGCUCAGUCAUCAUUUUAAAAAGGCCUCGAAGCUCAGGCUAAUCCUAUGUUGAUCAGCGGAUUAUCAUCGCAUCAUCACAGUUAAUCCUCUUAAUGUCAUUUUACAGCGGAACCAGAUCGUUGCAGGGAGAAUGAGAAGUACAAGUGUUUUAACAGCCGAAUUCCUUUCAUUGUGAAUCGACUAAACUGCUCAUCUACGCAAGUAUGGAAUGGGUAUAAAUGCACAGGUAAAUACAAUCAUUUCCUUUUUCCUACAACUGAUUUUUUGUUGAAAACAUAAACUUUCAAAAUGUUUAAUAAAGUAACAGGGUAUUGGCAAUACCUUGUGAGAAGUUCUCUCGUUUGUCCGCGGUGGAAACUAAACCUAACUUCUGCGGACAGUUUGACAACAGUAUGGGACUUUUCUCGAACAAAAAAUAUAGUCCAACCUCCAUGUGCGACUACCUCUCGAAAGCGACCACCUCCCAUAAGCGACCACCUAUCGAAAACACCAAAUUGUUCCAGUCGAAGUAACCCGCUCCAGGCGUUCAGAUAGUAGAGUGCGGCGCUUUCGCCCCCUAUCCCACCCCCUCGCUUUUUUGUCUGCACACAUCUUUUUGCGCCUUCCCCCUGGAACAGGCUGCAGUCGAAGCCUUACAGUUGGAAGUUCUCCUAAACGAUCACCUCCUGUAAGCGUUUCUUUACUGACGGUUUAAUAAUUUUCCAUUAUUUUUAACGUCUUGCAAGCGACCACGUUACGCAUGUUCUGAUCUCUAUGUUCGCUCCAUAUACUUAGAGUAUACAGGGAAUUUUUAACACAGCAUGGGACCACAAAUAUCGCAACUUAGAAAUCGCAUGCAAUACAUUAUCUACCAUGAAGUAGAUGUGUCGGGACUUUUUCUCGGAGGAGCUAGACCGCUGUGUGGUUCGAUUCUUGUAAACGACCAUCUCUCGUAAGCGACUUAUAAAUUUUCACAUUUUGGGUGGUCGCUUACUACUGGGGAUCAUGUACACUGUAGCAGGUGCUCGGAAGAGAAGUCACCAAUGCUGCAUUUCCCUGACCCCAAACAAUAACAUCGCGGCUUAACUGACAGACGACCAAUAACAUCGCGACGUAAUUGACCAAUCAGAUCAAUAACCAGAGUAUAAUACCAUCAACUGACGUGAUACAACUCACUUUGACUCUGAAGAUGACUACCGCACAGGUUGUCGAAACUUAAUCAGUCACUGUCAACAACAACAGUCUUAUUCAGGACUACGCUAACCCGGACGAUCAAACUCAACCUACUUUUGAAAUUACUCCUGGGUUCAAACCUUUCACAAUACUAGAACAACUGGAAGAAUGACAUGUCAUUGUUUCCUGCGACCAAUUAGGAGAGACCUUACGAACCGCUCCUGCACUACUCACUUUUGGAGUUUUGACUGUAAUUUUAAUUUUUGUAGAUGAAGAUGAAUGCUCCACUGGUAUGGCAGCUUGUGGCUUGUACGCGUCUUGUAAAGACACCUCAAACUACUACAACUGCUACUGUCCCAGCGGAUUUUUGUUGGGAAAAGCCCGCAAAGAGGACUGUCAAGAUAUUGACGAAUGCAAGGGAAAUAGACACAAAUGUCAUGAAGACGCGGUCUGUAAAAAUACCAUUGGAAGCUACACGUGUCAGUGCAAAAAUGGAUUUAAAGGCAGUGGCCGUUUCUGCAGCGAUAUCAAUGAAUGCGAAAACUCCGCUAACCGGGUAUUAUAUUAUGAUAAAUGUUAAAUGAUUAUCCUUAUUUUGAUAAAUUUUUCCAUUUCUUCUUAACACCCACCGAUUUCCCUGCCUUGUUAUUUCACCUUCUUUACAAAACAGUGUGAUUUGUGUAACUCCCAUAUGAAACAUAGAGGGGUGUUCGUUGUCUCGCUUAGAAGUAUAAAUUGAAGACUUUUUCUCACUUACGGUUUUUAGGACUGAGAACUAAUAUUUUGAUCUAUGCAGAUAUCGCGUAGGUUGUUCGUAACGGAAUAUAUACUAGAAACGUUUGCCAACAGUUUAGAGGAGAAUUAUUGUGUGACAAAGUCAAAGGAACGUUGCGUGUCAGAAAGUGGUUUACUCUGCUUAGCGGCAAAACUGAUGAAUGGUCCUCGUUAAUUUUUACUUCCUGGCCAAACAGUAUCUGUGGCUGUUUGUAUUACAGUAAAAACCCACGAGUAAGAACCUACAUUUUCCAGGGUUAGCCUAAACAGGUUCUUACAUAAAUGGUGGUUAACAUAAAUUUAGGCUAUCUAGGUUCUUAAGAGGUUCUUAAUUUCUUGCAAAAAAUUAUGUCGUUGCUAAGAAGAUCUCAGUGAUCAGCACCCUUAAAUUUGCAUACCUAAUGAUUUAUUAUAUUUUAAUAUGACCAAAAUAGAGAUCUAUUCUCACAUGAAUUUUAAUUUCCUGAGUCAAAACAACUUUAUAUACAUGAUUGUGCUGUUAAACACAAUAUUAUAAACAUUUUCUCAAUGACCUCAAUCAGACAACAUAUAUAUGUGUACUAACCUGCCUUUUGGAAUUGCAAUCAGUAAAUAUUUUUAAAUGAUUUUUGAAAUUAAGAACCUUUCUCCAAAUUUUAGGCUAAAGAAGUUCUUAUAUAGAGGGGAUCUAAAGUGCAAAUUUUAGCCUAACGGGUUCUUAAUCUUAGGUUCUUACUCGUGGGUUUUUGCUGUAUUUCCUCUUGCCUCUUGUCAUUAUGCCAAAUAACUUAAUCCUUGCGAUAGUCCCACCUUGGAAAAUGAACGUAAUGGCUCAUGGUAUUUCUCACACUCAAUUGUUUGUGCUCUCGUAUGCCUAUAAAGAUUUUCAGUAGACUGCAGUCUUUCAUAAGUGCGUGGUAAAAUGUUGUAGGCAAGAAAUCUACUUCCAAAGAACACUUGGAGUUAUUUAUAAUAAACAACAGUGUUUUUACUGGUGUAAUUUCUCCAACUUCUGUUCUGAUUUUUAUAGAAACAUUGCGAACGACACAAAAACGCUUUUUGCAAGAAUUUUCCUGGGGGCUAUCAAUGUGAAUGCGUGCCUGGUUACCAUGGAGACGUUGCUCACUGCAAAGAUUUAGAUGAAUGCACUUCAAAAAAGCACCAAUGCAGUCCUCAUGCACAUUGCACUAAUACAAUUGGAUCUUAUCAGUGUAGAUGCAAGAAAGGUUUCCAUGGCGAUGGUCGAAGUUGUGAGGACAUCAAGGAGUGCAAAGAACCAUGGGUAAGAUAUUAAGAUAUUCCGCUUGGAAUACGAGCAUUGAGAUGUCAUGGGCACACCUUUGAGUAGACCGACCGAAGUCUUUGAAUAAAAAUUUUAUAUUUAUGAUAAUUCCGCGACAAGAAGACGGAGUAGUGGGGCAAGUGAGGAUGAUUAUCCAAGGCGUGGUGCGAUUCUUAAACACCGCUUUUUUUCUGUAUGAUAUCAGCAAACUUGCAGGCAUUGCAAAACAUUGAAAUUUUUUCGAUUCUUGUUACUUUAACAACUGUGCAGUUCGAACUUGUUUCCAAAUUAUUCUAGCAAAAAAUACAGCAACAACAAGGCAACAAAAAAACUAGUAUUGGGACUGAGUGUAGAAGGGAAGAAAAAUGAUAGAAAGAAAUAUAUGAAGCGGCGGUGUGGGUCACUCUCACUACACCCUGCGCUAAAGCAUACACUCCCUUUGUCCUCCUCUUGAGUGAGGAGGAGAAAAGGAGGAUUUGGCUGAAUCGCGUAAAGACUUUGACGUCGCCUCAGCCCAAACCUCUGAACUAGUCAAUCCUGUUUUCUCUCGUCAAACUGGGUUUUUCGAGUGCAAGCAUCCGUUUGUCGAUAAACCGAUGGUCAUUUACCGAGCCCGAUGUAGCAAGCACACUUUUUUUAAGGCCUGGGUUCCAAACUAUAUCUUAGCAGCAAGUUCUUACGUGCUUCAUGCAGAGUCUUUCUCGAAUACACCAAAAUCGGGCAAGCGAAAGAAAACUUCUACUAGCGGGGUGCUCUCACUGAUGAGAAAAUCGCAAAGACAGGGGAUCAAAAAUGACAAACAAAGCAAAAACACCACGAAGUAGUUUUCUAACAUUUGAACGGGAAGACUAUAAUUAAAUUUAACAGUUAAUGAGUGAGGCUGAGUAUCUUAUGAAGAAUUGUGGAGAUCGAGGAGGGUGUUACGGCCUCGACAGAUAACACCUUCCGAGAUCUCCAUAAUUCUUCACAUGAUACGAAAGCCAAAUUCAAUAAUUGUUUUAUUAUUAAUUCAAAAUAAUUCAUAGUUUAAAAACAAAGCUAAAACAUGCUUACCUCCAUCGAUGUUAAGUUCACCUUCGAUAGUGCACGUUUAGGGUUGUUCAGCUCCGCAAAUAUUCUCCAAAUAGAAGAUGUCGCCCUUCGAGUUGUGUUCUUGCUGUUCUAGCCAUGUUUUUAGGUAUAAUUUCGCCUAGUUCUUACUCUUGAAACGAGUGAAAUGUCCGCCAUUUUUUGUUUCCACAACCAAAACGACUCAACCUCAUCCCAGGUCUUCUCGGUUAGCGGUGCAUUAUGGUGGUUAUGGUGAAUUAUGCGUGUGCUUUCAAUCAGAAUCGGGGAAAUAUUUUGGAUGAAUAAUGAGAGCCACUAAUAUUCAUUAACGUGUUUGUUUGUGAGGUUUCUGUACUUUAGUAAAAACUCGUUUUGCGUUUUUCAUUGAAAACGAUAACAAGAAAACAAGUAAACCGGUUAACGAACCGUUCUUUAUGGGUUUUGCUGUCUUACAGAAAAGCCGUUCAUGUCAUGCACUCGGCCAGUGUGUGGAUACUCUUGGUGGAUACAAGUGUGAGUGCAAGGAGGGUUACUAUGGUGAUGGGGUUAAAAGCUGUGUACUUGCCAACGAAUGUGAACUUGGAAUCCACAAGUGCCACAAAACCUGGGCUACCUGUGUCAACACUCGCCAAAGCUAUGAAUGUCACUGUAAAAAAGGCUUUGAAGGAGACGGACGAACUUGCAAGGACAUUGACGAGUGUGCAAAGAAACAACAUAAAUGCAAUCUGAAAAUAAGAGGUGUUGAGUGCCUUAACACAGAUGGAUCGUACAAGUGUGUUUGUGGUAAAGGUUUCUCUGGAGACGGGAAACAGUGUGUGGAUAUUGACGAGUGCAAGCUUGGCUCUCACAACUGCGUUAAGGGUGCGAUCUGUGUAAACUUAGAUGGAAGAUUUUCUUGCAAAUGCAGAGAAGGUUUCUGGGGAGAUGGAACGAAAAAAUGCGAACGUAAGCAUUGUAUAGAAUAUGCUAUUGACACAAAAUUACUCUUACAUACAGUCCUAAUCGAUAAGUCAUUUCUUGUGGCAAAGCGAUGGAAGGUGUUUUAUUCGUUUAAUAUAUUUUUAUCCACUCCCCUCGGGGCUUUUCAAGGAUAAUUUACAAUACUGGUUGAGGAACAUUUGCCAGACUGCUCUUGGUGCAGAUUACAAGUAACAAAGUAAAGGAAAUGAUAAGCCCAAUUUUAUAGUGCAAAAAAGAGGAGGGGAGGGGUAGAAAAGCCCGAACACUUACGGGAAACGCCCUUCUCCCUGCUUUCUCCUCCUUUUUGGACGCCUGCCACGCGCUGCAAGCUACAAGUGAGAGAGUGUUUCUUUAACGACUCACAGAUGUGUGCAUGCAAGGGGUGUGCCGAGACAGGAUCUACGGUUUUAUCGUCUUUUUCCCAGAAGAAUAAAAAGUCUACUCGUUUGUAGUUACCAGUUUCUAGCACUUUUGGCACGCUCGCCUCAGUUGUUUAAAGACCCUUAGAGUAUGUCCGCCGUGGUUUCAACUAGCGGUCUCCCCCUCGGCAGACCGAUCCUCAUCCAGUUGAGAUAACUGGGCUGCAGUCGUUCCAAUAAGUAGUUGAAAGUGAAAAUUAGAUACUGGAUGACUAACCUUUCUACAGUGUGUAUUAUAUCCCCUUUAUCUUGCAGCGUUAACUGAGUGCAUGAGGAGAUUGCCGUAUUGUGAUGUACCCAGAGCGGUCUGUAGCAACAAGACAAAUGCAUCUGGGAAAAGAACAUAUGAGUGUUUCUGCAAAUCAGGUUUUACUGGUGAUAACAGCAACUGUACUGGUAAAUACCAUUAAUUGUCAUGUUUUUAAGCUAACUGUUUAUAGAAAAUUUCAGUAAAAAAUAUAUCGUGAAAUUCCAAAAAUUAACCUUUUUGUAUACAUCACUCCCCUCCACCUCUCCGGAAAAAAGAAAAAUGGAAAGGCAAGAAUUCUUCCGUUGGAAUAUGACAAGAAAGCCCAAAGAAACCGUGAGGCUUAUACAACAUGGGCUUUCUCUAUUAAAUUACAAAGGAUAAACCUAAUAUUAAUUUAACUAAUCGGCGAAGGCAGAGUAACAAUAAUAAGAAGGAAUAAGAUAUAUAUAAAAAAGGAUUGAGAUAAAAAAAAAAAAGAAGAUUGAGACAAAACACAAAGCUGACAAAGGGGGAUGGGGGGAGGCAAAUGAGCAAGCUAAGUAAGAAGGUGUUUCUUCAGUUUUUUUAAAGUUGAUACACUAACUGAGCUUAGAAUGAAAAGCGUGUUGUGUUAGUUCUGAACUUAGGGUUUUUGUCUAAGAAACACACUAUAAAUGAAAUGUAUGGUAUCUUGAUAUUUUCUUUAUUCUUGGUUUAGCCCUGUGCUUCUAAUCGAAUCAAUGCCCUAAUUUAUCCUUAGUAGCACAUUUUUUUACUUGAAAUAUUUCUAACCCAAAUUUCCCUCCAGUUAUAAGCCCCCCGCCCCCCGUUUCCCUGCAAUAAUAAGUCCCUCAGUAUAUAAGACUCUUUGAAUAUAGCCUCCAACGCAGACGUUCUUAGGGGUUCGUCGUUAGUGGGGCAGGAAGGCGUGACGAACCCCUAAGAACGUUUGCGUGGGAGGCUACUUCGAAUAUAAAUAGAAUAUAGGCUAAUUUGCAGGAUAUUAUUAAAAAUUACGUUCGUUUUAAUACGAAGACCACAACCAUACAUAAUGGCAUACACCUUUAUCUUUUCCAAGCAACGAACCUUCCUUUGAGCCUAACUGAAGUCAAGAACAGAGGUGGUUUUCGUCGCGCUUUUUCCCUCCAAUCCUUUUUUUUUCUCAACGAAAUCGUCGCAUAUCAAUCCCAUACAGAGUCUCAUUUUUUGUUCCCAAGAUAUAGACGAGUGCCUUAAUAAAGAUGCUUGCUCAAGGAAUGCUGUCUGCACCAACACUGCUGGUGGGUUUUCCUGUCGUUGUAAGAACGGUUUCGGAGGAAAUGGUUUCAAAUGUUCAGGUAGGCAGUGUCUUUGUGAUACAUUCUACUCACUAUAAACUGCAUUGGUAUGCCAGGAAUCAGUUACCCUGGAAUUAAUAAUUAAAAUAAAUAGUGCAUUUUACGUUUUGCUCACCCCCAACAUCCACUUAAGCUUUUUUUAAGCAGAAAUCUGGCAGUGGUAGCUAAGUCCAGUUUAAGAGGCUGUUUACGUGGGGGGAGGGAUAUCCUAGUAGGCGGAACAACUUUACGUUGCCUUACAUGCAGAAAUUUCGGUCUGUGUGGUGCCCAAGUAGAAAAUGAUCAAGAAGGAAUUAACAGCGGCGCGUGACAAAAACAAAAAUGCAAUUUGGGGUCUUCUGCUGUUUUUACUGGCGUUUUUCAGCAGAAUGAUUACAAUCAACAGAUAGUACUUACGCCAAACGAAAUUGUCAGCCUUUAUUGCCAUGGUUACCCAUGCACUAAACGAUCCGCCGGUGCAGUUGUCCCUUUCGUAAACGGUCGCUGCCAUUUUUAAGACACUUAGAAAAUUUUGACCUGUUACUGAGAUUGUUUGUAUUAAAAAGAAAGAAGAUUGCAACUCAGGGUCAAACCCGGACCUCGCGGAUCGAGUCUGGACCUUUCGUAUUCUUAUCACUCUCCCUUACCACUACACUACCACACCGACAAGCCAAAUAUCCAAAACAUUUAAGUACAUAAACUCCUCAACAGUUAUUCCUCGAGCCCGAAUGGGCUCUGAGUCAAUAGCUAUUAACUCAGAGGCCAUGAGGGCGAGCGGAAUAAUUGUUUUAGUAAAAUCCAACUAGUUGGUCAAAAAUAUCGAGAAUAAAAAAAAAUUAGCUAGUUAAAGCGAGACUUUAAUCCUUUUUUGCCGUCAAAAAGCCCGCGCUUUUCGCUACUAGUGGGCUAUAACAUAUAGCCUAGUAGUAGCUCAACCAAUCAGAACGCGGCAUUGAUAAUAGACCACUAGUUGGAUUAUACUAAUAACUGAUACGUCAAUAACGGGUGAUCCUAGCCCUGUCCAGAACUUUUAACGUAAAUUCAACUUGGAUUUCAACGUCGUCCUUCCUGAGGCAAUUCAAAAACCGGUUUUAUUUGUCUUAUUGUAACAUAAUCCAGGCAGUAUAUUACAUCAAUCAUGACUAAAGGCUUGGUUCUCAAUCGUGGUAUCGACCGUUAUAAAUGGCAGACCGUUUACGAAAGGGAAAUAGGCCCCGCCGCAAUUUUUGCCUGGUUUGUUUCUUACACUAGGAUCUUCCUAGCGAAAGCAGUUUAAGUAGUGCUAUAGGAUCUUCUUAGUACUAGGAUCAUCCUACAUCAGCUAAGAAGAUCCUAGCCAUAGGGACAAGUACAAUUACAACCCUUUGCGUGUAACCCGGCAGGGGAGGGUAUUCCCUUAUAUAGGCUAUAUAGGUUUGUGGGGCGCCAAAGGGUACGGUUUUUUUAGCCGUUUUGGUCUGAAAUAGGGUAUGAAUUUUGGUCAUUUUGGUCUGAAAUAGGGUAUGAUUUGUGCACUCUAGUCCUUAGGUAGGCACGUAUUCUGUAUUUAUGACGGCGCAUUAUGCAACCUGCUUUAUAGUAUGGAAUUUUAAUCUCGAAACUAGGGUAUCAAAUUUUUGAUCAGGUCCGAAAUAGGGUUGGGAAAAUCACACACUUUUGUCUGUAAUAGGGUAAGGGUUUCAGGAAGCUUGCCACACACCCUCACCCAAUUUUCUAGUCUGGAAGUACCCCCCACCCCCGGGGCGGGGGGGUGGGGGGGGGGGCGUGUAAACUGGAAACAGGAAAGUUGUCUCUAAGAUGGUCUGCCUUCUAGGGUCUUCCUGGUGCUAGGAUCUAUCUCCCUCUACGUAAACAGCCCCUAAACUUCCUUACUGCCUUUUCUCAUCUUUUACUUUGCUUGUUCUCUUUAAAGAUGUAAACGAGUGCUUUGCCGAUAAGACCGUGUGCCCUCCAAACGCCGACUGCAUAAAUAUCCAGGGAUCUUUUCAGUGCAAAUGUAAAACCGGGUUCAAAGGAGAAAAUCCAUACAAGCAAUGUUUAGGUAAGAGAGUUCAUAAAAAAGCAUUGUAUUUAAAGCUCAUAGGUAUGUCUAACCGUCAUUAGGGUCGUCACGCAACACUCCGCCCCAAGGAAGCAUUGCGUGACGUCCCUAAUAACGGCUGCGAAAAAGACUAACGGUAAUGUUACAUGAGACGAAUCGAAUUUUUAGCGCAACACAGCGUUGCAACAUUGUUCCGACAUUGUUUUGAAUAGUUACAGCAUUGUUCCAACAUUGCAACGAUGUGUUACGCUAAAAAUCGUCGUUGUGAAUCGUCCCGUGUAACAUCACCUUAAGGUAUGUGCGACACCGGUUGGGUUUUGAUUUGAAGCCGGGUUCAAAUUUUUAACUAAAGCGGUCUGCGAAAGUAUCAGUGGUGAGGUUUGUCUGUUAUUGAAUAUGUUCUUACAGGAGUUGUUAUAGGUAAAACAAAAGUAUCUUUUGGCUCUUGAGAAGUUCGAUUCGAUUACUUUGAGGCCUCUCUCGGAUAGUAAACCAAACUUGAGAAGUUUCUGGUUAGGUUGGGACGUAGGGUCAUGUAUCUGAGGCUGCACGAUGCACCGAAUAGUCUGGUAUAAAUUACGAAUCAAAUUUCGUCGAAUUUGGGACAGGCCUGAAUUAGAGUGUCUCAUUUAGGGGAAGGGUUCCAAGGAAUAUGCUUUCGUUGUAAGCUUUUCCCCCCCAAGUAUCCCCGGAAAAACGUGGAUCUUAGAGUCUCGUCGUUAGCCAUUUAAAAAGCCGCGUCAUUACUCAAUUACAUAUAAUGUUUCUUGGGUUCUUAAGUUGUAGUCAAAACUCAGAUUGACACCAUGCAACAUGGAUUCCAUAAUUUUUAAUUUUUAAAUUUUUAAAAUUUUUUUUUUUUUUUAAAAUUUAAAAUUUAAAAUUUUUAAAACUAAACUAGUGAGCAGCACUCUGCGAACUGUUGCUGUAAAACUUGUUUAUUCUCCUACGCGUUUCGUCUAACUAACGUAGACUUCUUCAGGGAGUUUUACAAUCAAAUACUAAACGCCUGUAUUUAAGCCACAAUAUGACUAAAACCGUGGCCCCAAAGUAUUCUUACGCCUUGCGUAAAAAAUUUCACAGCUGCGCCUGUUCCUUUUCGUAAAUCCGGCCAAACCUUCAAUGUUUGCGACCAUCAUUAUUUUUAGUCAUAUUAUGGCUUAAAUACAGGCGUUUAGUAUUUGAUUGUAAAACUCCCUGAAGAAGUCUACGUUAGUUAGACGAAACGCGUAGGAGAAUAAACAAGUUUUACAGCAACAGUUCGCAGAGUGCUGCUCACUAGUUUAGUUUUAAAAACUUUAAAAAUUAAAAAUUUAAAAAUUUAAAAAUUAAAAAUUAAAAAAAAAAAAUUCUGUAUUCGGAUAUACCUCGGAUUCUGAAUCUUUCGUCUUAUGGGGUGACAGAUUCUAAAGUACUUGUACAGAAAAACUUAGUCAACGCGCGUGUCGACAGAGAUGACGCCCUGGCCCAUGUUGACUGUGGUAUCCACUGGAUAAAUGUUUAUCUAGUUAUGGUGCAAUUACCAUUUUUCACUGCAUAGCGCCAUUCAGGUUUUCAACAACUGGGGCCCAAGAGUUGUUGCCUUGGUGUUAAAUCUGUUAACUACGAAUCGUGCCUCAAAGGAGCAAGACCAUGCGCUUCCUUCUCACAUGUCCCUACGCCCCGCGUAAGGGCAGCUUUGGGUGUUGCUACGUAUGGUUUGAAUAGAGUAAAAAUAAAAUUAAUUAAUAGAAUAAUUGAAGCGGAAGCAAUCUAAAAACGUAUUUUUGGAUCUAGAAUAUAAUAGCCCUCUGCUUGAAGUUUUCAAUUGGGGUUUGCCUUAGCAAAAAAAUGGCUUAUCAGUGUUUUUUUUUCCUUUCUGUCUAAUUUCAACGUAAAGAUGUCGAUGAAUGCACUCAAUAUCGGAUUUGCGACUAUGGCCAGACAUGUACAAACACUUUUGGAUCCUACGACUGCUCUUGCGACCAGGGUUACCAUGCCAUUAACGCAGAGAAAAAUAAGUGCGAAGGUGAGUGUGCUCAUUGGUCGAGAGCUAGGCUUUAUACAUGUAGACGAUAGAAUGGAUCAAGCAAUUAAUUCUGUAUCUCAUUUUCUCUGGCUUUCUGUUUCUCUUCUUCCCAGGGAAGUAUUGUAAAUCCCUUUCUUCUGCCGACUUUUAAAACUCUUGCACCGUCAGUAAUAUUUCCCCUAAAGAAUGUGAUUAGACCUAGGAAAGGAAACGCUAGUGAGUUAGCCAGCCCCAUAAUUACGUUUUACAGGUUUUGUAGAAGCUUCGUUGAAGCUCUGUAAGAUUUAACAGCACACGCCUACUACAGAUUGAUUGGUCCAAAUUGGUAUUUAUUCGAGUCUGAGAUUUUUCUCAGCCUACCAUACUUAGCACUGACAAAGAAAAACAAAAAUUUGUACAAAAACACGCUUCAGAAGAAACAAAGGUUCAAAAAAGUCCUCUGAUAUUAGGCUUUCUUCUUUCUACAAAUAAUUACAUAAUAGAUAUGAGUAAGAAAUCUUUUUGUCACAAAAUGGUUACAGAUAUCGAUGAAUGCAAGAACCUUACCACGCCAUGCGGAAAGUACAAUUUUAUCCGAUGCGAGAACACUGUUGGAGACUAUCUAUGCCGAUGCUAUCAUGGAUUCGAAUUUAGUAAGGAGUCGAGAGAGUGUAAAGGUAAUUAAAUGUCCAGUUCAAAAACCCUAGAGAAAAAACAAUGAAAUGUAUAAAUAUACUUUCAACUAUACAAUUGUUUAAGCUACAAAAUGACCCCACCCUCCAAAAACAAAUGCAAUCCAUCAAGCUGUAUUUUCGAUUCCUGAAAAGGUUAACUUCAAUGCCAUCACAUAGUAAUAACUAAAGAUUUUCCUCAAACUAAGGAGAUUAGACUUGCCGACUACUCAUUAUACCGUUCCACCAUAAAACGCCUUCUUAAUAACACUGCAAUAUUAAACCUUCCACGGAUCUUAAGAGCUAACGAUUAAUCGGAAAACGUACUGAUUCCUUUUGCUCUGGAUUUAAUCACUGGCCUGUUUUUGAUUCCCAGAGUCACUGAUUUCCUUCUCUGGGCUCUGUAUCCAUUGUUUUUUGUUUUCUGUUCUGUCGGUGGAUAAUUCCGGCCAUUUCCCUGCGUUUUUCUUUAGACAUUUUUAAUAGUCGAGGAUUUGUUUCAGACAUAGAUGAGUGCAACAAAGGCAAAUGGCCAUGCGCAGAAGAAGCUACGUGUAACAACCAAGAAGGAAGUUUCAGCUGUGCAUGUCCUAAAGGUUACCAUGGAGAUGGUGAAUAUUUCUGCGAGGGUAAGAUUCGGUCGUGCGUUACAAUUAGAGAGGUUCUCCUCACCGACGAAAUUUCAAUCGGCUCAUGGCUACAU
Molecule: messenger RNA, 40443 nt
Organism: Porites lobata
Lineage: Eukaryota; Metazoa; Cnidaria; Anthozoa; Scleractinia; Poritidae
Source: the annotation of a GenBank genome assembly